AUCUAACACAAGAUUAUCGGCUAUUUUAUCUACCGCUGUUCAGUUAUAUUUAUUCUUUAACGGAAUAAUAACAGGGACAGAAUUAAUUGAAUUGUAAAAUCGAUAAUCGGCUUCGUAAAUAUUUUAAUACCUCUGAUAUUGAAUCUUUUUUUUUCUAAAUACAUAAAUACAUACUGUACCUUGGACAGUCAAUAGUGUUAUAUAGCGAGUAUGUUUUAAAAAAAAUAACAAUUUAAAAAAAAACAGUGGAUGCUUAAUAUAAAUUAAUACAGGUGAUAAGACAUUUUUUUUGCGUGGAAAGUAAUAGAAAGUGUUUGUUGGAGUUUUAUUUCUAUUGGCAACAUGGAAGUGGCAAUGAGACAUGACGUCACGCUUAGAGAGGAAUAUUUACUGAAAAUAUGGGAUAAUUAUAUACAAGACAACUUAAUUGAAUCGACACCUUGCAAAGCUGCAAUCUAUGACUUUAGAACCAGAAGACCAAUUGUUGCUAGUGACAAAUUCUAUCUUUUCGAAAACGAGGUUUAUAACAUAGCGGAGGGAUUGAAAAAUAACGACACUGUUUUCAAGGACGGUAUAACUAUUCAGAAUCGACAUUACAUGGUACGGUUCUCAGACGGUAAGAACGGAAUUUACGCAACUGACGGCGAUGACGGUUGUACCGUGUGUAAAACGUCAACGUUGUUGAUAGUCGGCGUUCAUGAUGCACGAGUGAAAAGUGAUGUUUGCAAUCUGGAAAUUAUGAAAGUUGGUGAUUAUUUUAGAAAAUUGGGAUUAUAAAUCUUUCUUCGAAUAUCAUAGAAGUUGACUACACAAUAAAACAGUAGGAAGUUUUUAGACUAGAGUUGGAUUAAAUCAACAGUGGCGGAUCGGUUUUGUGGCCAUGAACAUAAUAAUUAUACGUAAACGUAGAGCAAACGUAUAUAAUUGUCUGUAUAUUUGUAUUCUAAUAUACAAAUUUUCAUCGAACAAUUGCACAUAAUAGAAUCUAAACUUUUAAUCGAUAUUUUCUACUUUACUGUAGACAGUUUUCUGUAAGCUUCUUACUUUAUAUACAUAACCUAUUGUAUGUCAAUUCUUCUUAAGCCUUACAUUUGUGAAAUUUCAUUUGUGUUCUUACAAUUCUUAAGUAUAAAAAGUAAAUAAAACUGUUAAAUAUUAAAUUGGUUUUCAAUUCA
Messenger RNA from Ruditapes philippinarum (Manila clam), 1175 nucleotides. RefSeq names its product profilin-1-like. NCBI's taxonomy places the organism in Eukaryota, Metazoa, Mollusca, Bivalvia, Venerida, Veneridae. The transcript has a single exon. Gene Ontology annotation, molecular function: actin monomer binding. The record is from RefSeq and is a predicted model, not a curated record. Gene Ontology annotation, cellular component: cell cortex. The coding region runs from base 343 to 777 and encodes 144 amino acids.